CUAAAGUAAAACAGAGUUCGAUUUGUUUAGGACUGUUUAGGUCCAUUUCUAACAUUAAACAGGAUUAUUGAAACAGACGUUUUCAGGGAAAGUCAAAGAAUUGGGGGAUUCUGGCCUUUGCUGCCUAGUAAUGUGUUUUUUUCUCAAUGCCAUUGCUGAAUUCAUUAGGGGAAAAAAAAGUAUUUUUUGCUUGUCAGCUGUGGGAAACCUAAAACAAUUUUUGCAAGGGCUGAUUCAUGAAUUCUUGCAUUUAAAGGGGAAAAAAAAAACAUCUGCCAAAGGGGGUGGAGGAGAGAGAGCAUGACCGAUACAUUUCACAACAAAUAUCUCUUCCCAGCCAAUUUCAAUGUACAGCAAAACCAGACCCCGCGUUAAGUUCCUCAGGAAAGGUCCCUUUUGGCUGGACCUCUUCCUCGAAGAGUCGUCCCUCAUUUGUAGUCAUUGCCACCUUGUGGAUUACAAAGGAUAUUGGUUUUCAUCAAACUUCCAUUUCCAUUUGGCUUUUUAUGGCAAGUGCACUUUGGCAGUGGGUUGCCGAGUUCCUCACCAAGAGGAUCCUGGUUUGUUCAGCAACACCUCACUUCUCCCAGUUCAUUUAUGAUUCUGAUGAGAGUGUUUUUUCAGGAAACACACAUUUCACUUUUUGACCUAGGAGCAUCUGUUAGAAUUUUUUUUUUAAUACUCCUUUGGCAUUCUGGAAGUGUUAAUGUCUUUCAUAUCUGUUUAAUGCUAUUUAGGGAUAUUUAUGAUCACCUCUUGGUUACUCAGGGUAAAGUGUGUCGCAAUUUUUUUUAAACAGACAGGAAAGCAUUCACAUGAGGAAACAGAUUGCUUUAAGCAUGUGCUUCCUGUGACAGUAAAAAGAACAAAUUAGAUUUAACACUGUGUAAUGAACGCAUAAAUGUGUACAUUGAAGCUUUUAAAAGCUUUAUGUUCAGUUCUGGUCACAAGCAAAAUUGAGUCACCUGGAAAACUUAAAGAUACCUCGUUUCCUCUCAGAUUCCUGCAGUGCCCAGGAAUCAAGUUCCUCACCUGUGGCUGCCUCACUGGAACCCUAAAAAAACCUGAUCCGUUAAGGCUGGAGAGAACGAGCAUGUUCCAGACACAUUCAGGGGUUAAACCAGGUUAAAGGCAGAUUCAGUGUAUUUAGCGAAGAGAGCAGAGUGUUUGGGGGAGAGAAAGGGAGGAUUUUAUUACCAUCUCCCUCCCUCUCUGAGAAUCAGUGGGGAAAAAAGUAUUCUUCUGAAUCCCACAUCGACCUCUUUGUUUUAUGAAAGAAAAAUAAGAAAAUCUGAUGUUUACUUAACUAGCCCCUACUAAGAUUUAAUUACGUAAGAAAAGGACUCCUUUCCUUACAUAAUUCAGUCUGCACUCCUGAAUGCUGGCUGGCAGGGAGCGCAGAGAAGCCGAGCUAAUAUUUCCAGUUAGACACAAGUGUUAAAUGGGAGGGCAGGAAUCCUCUCCCCAGAAGAGGCUCUCCUCGCCAUUUCUGCCUGAGCCCCGUGGAUGGUGCGUUCCCUUCCCCGGUGCUCUCGGAGCUGAGGAUUUGUGGCAGGCUCACCAUCUCUCUGGCCAAGGAAGGCCGGGACCGAGUCCCUCAGGGGAGGGCACAUAGUUUGGGGACAUCUGACUCUCUGCUAGCUCAUACUGAGGUACUAAUAUCAAAACAGACUGCUUGUCGCUGCGCGGUGGGGCAGUGCUUUUUUUGGCUGCCGCGGUUGAAAUGAAAUGGGCAAGCUGUAGCCCGCUUGGCAUCAGAAGGGGCGAAGGGAAGCUGGGAGAUCAGAGUCAGACUGUGAAUAAAAGUAACAACCAAUGGUUAACUUCCUUUUUGUGUGUCACUUGGCAGCGAUGCGACUGAUGGCGAUUUUUUUUUGUUUCUAACGUGGGUGAGAGUUCAGUGCCCUAGGAAGAGCCGUAGACGCCGCUAUUGUGCUUCCUCAUACAGUUGACUUGCGUUGAUUUCUUGAGGCCACUACCGCUGUUCCCAGAGCCAGCUCCAGGAGCUGUAUACAUGGCCCGUCGGACUUCGAAUGAUGAAAAAGGUUUAUGCUCCGUCAGCCAGCACUGCCGACUACAAUAGGGACUCGCCAGGCUACCCUUCCUCCAAACCAGCAGCCAGCACUUUCCCUAGCUCCUUCUUCAUGCAAGAUGGCCAUCACAGCAGUGACCCUUGGAGCUCCUCCAGUGGGAUGAAUCAGCCUGGCUAUGGAGGAAUGUUGGGCAAUUCUUCUCAUAUUCCACAGUCUAGCAGCUACUGCAGCCUGCAUCCACAUGAACGUUUGAGCUAUCCAUCACACUCCUCAGCAGACAUCAAUUCCAGUCUUCCUCCGAUGUCCACUUUCCACCGUAGUGGUACAAACCAUUACAGCACCUCGUCUUGUACACCUCCUGCCAACGGAACAGACAGUAUAAUGGCAAAUAGAGGAAGCGGAGCAGCAGGCAGCUCCCAGACUGGAGAUGCUCUGGGGAAAGCACUUGCUUCGAUCUAUUCUCCAGAUCACACUAACAACAGCUUUUCGUCAAACCCUUCAACUCCUGUUGGCUCUCCCCCGUCUCUGUCAGCAGGUACAGCUGUUUGGUCUAGAAAUGGAGGACAGGCUUCAUCAUCUCCUAAUUAUGAAGGACCCUUACACUCUUUGCAAAGCCGAAUUGAAGAUCGUUUAGAAAGACUGGACGAUGCUAUUCAUGUUCUCCGGAAUCAUGCCGUGGGCCCGUCCACAGCCAUGCCUGGUGGUCAUGGGGACAUGCACGGAAUCAUUGGACCGGCUCAUAAUGGAGCAAUGGGUGGUCUGGCCUCAGGGUAUGGAACCGGUCUUCUUUCUGCCAACAGACAUUCACUCAUGGUUGGGGCCCAUCGUGAAGAUGGCGUGGCCCUGAGGGGCAGCCAUUCUCUUGUCCCAAACCAGGUGCCAGUUCCACAGCUUCCUGUCCAGUCUGCAACGUCCCCUGAUUUGAACCCACCCCAGGACCCUUACAGAGGCAUGCCACCAGGAUUGCAGGGCCAGAGUGUCUCCUCCGGCAGCUCUGAGAUCAAAUCCGACGACGAGGGCGAUGAAAACCUGCAAGACACGAAAUCUUCCGAGGACAAGAAAUUAGAUGACGACAAGAAGGAUAUCAAAUCCAUUACUAGGUCAAGAUCUAGCAAUAACGAUGACGAAGACCUGACGCCGGAGCAAAAGGCGGAGCGGGAGAAGGAGAGGAGGAUGGCUAACAACGCCCGGGAGCGCCUGCGGGUCCGUGACAUCAACGAGGCGUUCAAGGAGCUGGGCCGCAUGGUGCAGCUGCACCUCAAGAGUGACAAGCCCCAGACCAAGCUUCUGAUCCUCCACCAGGCCGUGGCCGUCAUCCUCAGCCUGGAGCAGCAAGUCCGAGAAAGGAAUCUGAAUCCGAAAGCUGCAUGUCUGAAAAGAAGGGAAGAGGAGAAGGUGUCCUCGGAGCCGCCCCCGCUCUCCUUGGCAGGCCCUCACCCCGGCAUGGGAGACGCGUCCAAUCACAUGGGACAGAUGUAAAAGGGUCCAAGUUGCCACAUUGCUUCAUUAAUACAAGAGACCACUUCCUUAACAGCUGUAUUAUCUUAAACCCACAUAAACACUUGUCCUUAACCCCUUUUUUUGUAAUAUAAGACAAGUCUGAGUAGUUAUGAAUCGCAGACGCAAGAGGUUUCAGCAUUCCCAAUGAUCAAAAAACCGAAAAACAAAACAAAAAAAAAAAAAAGAAAGAAAACAAGUGCAACUUGGGGGAUGACUCUCUUUAACAUAUCAUUCAGAAUGUUCAAAGCAGUAUGUGCAGGCUGAGACGCAGCCCAGAGACUGAAUGGCAAUCUUUCCACACUGUGGAACAAUGCAUUUGUGCCUAAACUUCUUUUGGAAAAAAAAAAUAUAUAAUUAAUUUGUAAGUCUGAAAAAAAAAAUAUUUAAUUUAAAAAAAUUGUAAACUUGCAAUAAUGAAAAAGUGUACUUCUGAAGAAAACUACAUGACCAUUUUUGUUGGUAUUCAAGUCAGCUAGUGUUUAUAAUUACCGGAUAUCGAAUAAGGGAAGCUCGGCUGCCCUCGUAACAAAACCAGCAAACAUCCUGAUGACAGCGAAGUGAUGACAUUAGCCAUUCCUUAGGGUAGGAGGAACAGAUGGAUCUUAUAGACCUAUGACAAAUAUAUAUAUAAAUAUAUAUAUAAAUAUAUAUUAAAAAUUUAGUGACUAUGGUAAGCUUUUGUUCAUUUGUUUCAGACUUUUUUCUCCUGUAAAAAAAUAGUACUGAUUAACUUUUUUAAAAGAAAGAUUUUACUGUAAAUAUGGAUUUUUUUUUUUUUUUUUUUUUGGUCUUAUUUCUGUCCCUUUCCCCGGUUUGUUCUCAUAACCUGUAGUGCCAACUCUGCUUCCGGAGGGGUAGUGCAGGAUGAAAUGCUGACCCUGAUGUUGCUUUUCAUUCAUAAAUAAGUAGAAAGUUGUUUCUUCAGUCUUUUGGGAACACAGGACUUAAAAGUCACAUCAUGUGUAGAUAUUAACAAGCAGCAUUACCAAGACAUGGCAAAAAGAGUUUGUCUGAAUUGUAAUGUUGCGUUUGUGACCCUCUUCUGGGAUUUUCAGAGGUACAAGGUUAGAAUGCUACAAUGUUACCACUGUGCCUUCCAAUGUUUAUAUCAUCGGAAACAUAACAUAAUCAAAGUGGCUGUGAUUUAACAAAAUGAUUAAAGCGUUACCUACAUGUGUAGCCAGAAGUAGUGUGCAGUGAGGUGUUUCUGAAUACAUGGUCAGAUUUUUGGAAAAAAACAAAAACAAAAAAAACAAGUGAAGUUCAACGACCAUCCAAUGAGAAAAUUGCAAGUAGUGUGACAGAGCUGAUUGAUUUUGUUGCUUUCUUGAUUUUUUUUUCAAAAUGGGUUUACUAAGAUGCAGAUGACUUAACUGUCUCCUCCUUCGUCUGAAAAAAAAAAUGCCAAUAUUCAAUCAUCAUGCAGCGUUAUAACAAGCCUUAUAAGUCCUAAAGCAUUAAGUUGCACUUUCUUGAGGAGGGGUAGUGCAGUAUUUCUCUGGCCAGUAUGAAUGAAGUUUAUACUUAACGUAUUUGAUAGAAACAUAGAUCAAGCUAUGGCACAGCAACUCAUCAGAUAGCUAGCUUUGACGUCUGGGCACAAUUGAACCAACUUCCAUCGUGAAUCUUUCUAAUGAUUGACUUUGGUGUAUAGUGCAGUAAAGAAAUAGUGCUCCUAGUUAAGUAUUUGUCAGCAUCCUUUUGUCUCUAACUCAUUUCUGUUUUUACAGCCACACAAUCUUGGCAUGUAUUAAGAAAAAAAAAUCCCUUGUUCAAGUAGUUUUUCCACCUAUCAGCACUGAGUAAAUGCCAUAAACCCAUCGAAAUGGUCUAAAUGUUCCAUCUGUUCUCCUGUUUUGCCAGUUAUAUAGUAAUGAAAUACAUUUGUAAAUUUUAUGCAACAAAUGGCAAACGUAUCAUUAUUUUGAAAUUGUGUAUGUAAAAGUUAUAUUUUUACAUGUAGACUCUUGUUAUUAUGUGUUUUAAUACAUUGUAUCGGUUUUUGUUCCUUUUUUUUUUUAAACGGUGUGGUUUAAAAACCGUCUCAUUGAAAUGAAAUAGUGAGCUACAAGAAUCUGAAUUUUAUGUUCAUUUCUGAAAAUGUAAGAACAAAUAAGAUAGUUACCACGUGGUCAUCUUUUACAAACCCAUAAACAUUUUGAUUAGCUGUGUGCGUGUUGAAAACUGUAAAUAUGUUCAGUAGUGAUAAAACUAAAAUACUUUGUUUGAUUUGUUGAUAAGUUCCUAAAAUGUGGAGGUGGAUUAAAACCUUAGAAUAGCAGAAA
Messenger RNA from Lagenorhynchus albirostris (white-beaked dolphin), 5818 nucleotides. It is a transcript of the gene TCF4, whose product is annotated as transcription factor 4. Gene Ontology annotation, biological process: regulation of transcription by RNA polymerase II. NCBI's taxonomy places the organism in Eukaryota, Metazoa, Chordata, Mammalia, Artiodactyla, Delphinidae. The transcript is spliced from 13 exons. Gene Ontology annotation, cellular component: transcription regulator complex. The coding region runs from base 2034 to 3512 and encodes 492 amino acids. The record is from RefSeq and is a predicted model, not a curated record. Gene Ontology annotation, molecular function: protein dimerization activity; DNA-binding transcription factor activity, RNA polymerase II-specific; RNA polymerase II cis-regulatory region sequence-specific DNA binding.